GAGCAAGGCUGCGGUGCCGCAGACGCCGUCGCUCCCCUAUUCCUGCGCAUUUGUGCCAGCAGUCGUGUCACUUCUACUGCUACUGGUGCUCCGUGCAAGCAGCCGGGCCGCGGGACGCCUCGUCGGGCUGCACACAAGUGCCAUCGCUGGGCUGCAGCAGCGCACUCACGCCUGCAGCAGCGCUAAAAGAGCGCUAAAGAUGGCCGACGCCGACGCUACCGCAGCAACCGACCUCGCGGCACUCAUAGCAAAUGCACCGGACGGCGACGGCGCCGCGCCCGACGCCGAGAGAGCGAAGCAAUUACGAGAAGCGCUCAAGCGCGCGCACGAUCGCGCCCUCGCGCGGAGCCGCGCGGCCGCGGCCUCGGCGGCGCUGCUCGGCGACCAUAGAAGGGGCGCCCAGGUGUCGGAGCUCGUGUUAGGCGACGCCGAGACCGUUUGGCAGCAGCUGCGGUUGCGGGGCCGCGACGGCGACCGCCACGCCGUCGCCGCGGAGCACUAUUUACAGAGGCAGGCGGAGGCCGCUGAUGAUGAUGACGAGGCGAGCGACGGCGAGGAGGAGGCCGAGGCCGACGACGAGGCCGCCGCCGACGAUGCGGAGAGCGAGUCCGCGUCGUCGUCCGCGUCCUCGUCCUCGGAGGAGGAGAAUGACGCGGAAGAGGAGGAGGACGAGGACGAGUGGGCGGACGAUGUCGAUGAGGACGACGACGACGACGACGAACACGAAGGCGCGGGCAUCGAGGAGGACCGCUUCUUCAGCCUGGCGGGCAUGGAGGAGUUCGUCGCCGAGGACGAGGCUAUUAUUGCGGCGGGGCCGUCGCCCCAGAACUCGGACUCGGACUCAGAUGAAGACGAGUCCGACGAGAGCGACGACGGCUGGGCGGGUUCAGAGGACGAAGAAUGGGGGAGGACGGCGAAGUACUCCGACUUCUUCGACGACGAACCGAAGAAGAAGAAGAAAUCAAUCAACGAGAAACAUCGGAAGGACAUCGAAGCGCUGGAGCAAGAUCAUAUAGUUGAUCCGUCCGAGCGGCCGUGGGAACUAAGGGGCGAGGUCCAGGGCAAGGAUCGACCUCGCAAUUCAUUAUUAGGCUUGGAUGCGACGUGGGACGGCGUGUCGAAGGACCCGCCGCCGCUAGACGCGGCCUUUGGGUUGCGGAUCGAGGAGGUCAUCAAGGAACGAGUUCUCGCACAAAAUUUUGAUGAUAUCGUGCCCCAGACCGUGGUCGAGCAGGCUUAUCGUGAGCGGCGGUCGGGUAAGGUCGAGGAUCAGGACGAUGGUGCGCUCGGCCAGAAGUCAAAGCUAGGGUUGUCUGAGGAAUAUGAGAGGGACUACGUGGAAAGGCAAGAAAAUGGGGAGAAAUCUGAUAAACCUGUGCGAGAUGAAGCACUCGACGAGAAGUGGCGGAAGCUCGCGUCUCGGUUGGACGCGUUGUCUCAUUUUGCUUCACCUUUGGAGCGACCGGCUCUCGACGAGGAAGUCGUCGCGGCUCGAACCAAGGCCUCGGCCGUGCAGCUCGAGGAGGCGACGCCGGCGGCCCACACUUCGGAGGAAGGCUUAGCGCCGGAGGAGGUGCGCGCGAAGAAGCGGGGUAGAGAGGAGUUGCAGCGGUCCCAGGAGGAGGCGACGCGCGACGAGAGAAAGGCUCAAAGAUUAGCGAAGAAGAAGGCGCGGAACGCGAAGCGCAAGAAGUUGCGGGCCGACGCGCGUAUUGUGGCCAAGGUCGCGCCGGACCUCAAGAACCCCUACGAGGCGAAGCGAGUUGUUAGAAGGGUGCAGCAGGCUUCAGAAAGUUCGGACCAGGGGAAGUACGGCCGGUCGGGCAAGUUCUUCGAGCAGCUCCAGGAGGAGGUUAGGAGGGAGGUGCGCGGCGACGCCGCGCCGGCGCCCAAGAAGAAACGGCCGGCGAGGGCGUCGGCGGCGAAACUUGGGUAAGUUGUUUAGUCCAGACAG
Pelagomonas calceolata is the source of this 1954-nucleotide messenger RNA. Lineage: Eukaryota; Pelagophyceae; Pelagomonadales; Pelagomonadaceae. The record is from the annotation of a GenBank genome assembly.